AUGGCGAAGGUAGAAAACAAGGCGGUGUUGAUUGUUAUCGAUGGCUGGGGAAUUCCAGGCCCCGAUUCCCCCAAGGAUGGUGAUGCCAUUGCCGCUGCUGAGACCCCGGUGAUGUCUGGCUUCGCUCAGGAGGGAUCCAAGACCGCCCAGGGAUACACCGAGAUUGAUGCCUCUUCCACUGCCGUUGGCCUUCCGGAGGGCCUCAUGGGCAACAGUGAAGUCGGCCACCUGAACAUCGGUGCCGGACGAGUUGUGUGGCAGGACGUUGUCCGCAUUGACCAGACCUUGAAGAAGGGCCAACUGGGCAAAGUCGAGAACAUCGUCAAGUCGUUCGAGAAUGCAAAGAAUGGAAACGGAAGACUCCAUCUGCUUGGUCUUAUCUCCGAUGGUGGAGUGCAUUCUCACAUCAACCAUCUGUUUGGCUUGCUUCAGGUAGCAAAGGAUAUGGGCGUGCCAAAGGUCUUCAUCCACUUCUUCGGCGAUGGAAGAGAUACAGACCCAAAGAGUGCAGCGGGAUACAUGGAAAAACUGCUGCAGAAGACCCAAGAGCUAGGUGUAGGUGAACUAGCUACCGUCGUUGGCCGAUACUAUGCCAUGGACCGUGAUAAGCGAUGGGACCGCAUCGAGGUCGCCAUGAAGGGUAUUGUCACCGGGGAGGGUGAGGAGAGCCACGAUGCUGUCAAGACGAUCAAGGAGAGGUACGAUAAGGGUGAAAAUGAUGAGUUCUUAAAGCCAAUCAUCUUCGGUGGCCAGGAACGCAGAGUCCAAGACAAUGAUACCCUCUUCUUCUUCAACUACCGCUCAGACCGUGUCAGAGAAAUCACACAGCUCCUGGGAGAUGUGGAUCGGUCUCCAAAGCCAGACUUCCCUUACCCCAAGAGCAUUUCUAUCACCACCAUGACCAGAUACAAGACCGACUAUACCUUCCCAAUUGCUUUUGCCCCCCAACAUAUGGGUAACGUCCUUGCCGAGUGGUUGAGCAAGAAGCAGCUUAAGCAAUGCCACAUUGCUGAGACUGAGAAGUAUGCCCACGUCACCUUCUUCUUCAACGGAGGUGUUGAGAAGCAAUUCGAAGGCGAAGACAGAGAGAUGAUACCCUCUCCCAAGGUUGCAACUUAUGAUCUCGACCCUAAGAUGAGCGCAAAGCCAGUUGGAGAGAAGCUUGCGGAAAGAAUCGCCGACGGCAAGUACGAAUUCUUGAUGAACAACUUUGCUCCGCCAGACAUGGUUGGCCAUACCGGUGUCUAUGAAGCCGCCAUUAAGGGUGUGGCUGCCACCGAUGCUGCCAUCGGAUGCGUCUAUGAAGCCUGCAAGAAACAUGGAUACAUCCUAUUCGUCACUGCUGAUCACGGAAACGCCGAGGAGAUGAAGAACGCAGAUGGAACACCUAAGACUUCUCAUACCACUAACUUUGUUCCAUUCGUCAUGGCAAACGCUCCUGAAGGCUGGAGUUUGAAGAAAUCAGGGGGUGUUCUUGGUGACGUUGCUCCCACAGUUCUUGCGGCCAUGGGUAUUGAGCAGCCAGAGGAAAUGGACGGCACUAGCUUGCUUGUCAAGGCAUAG
This is a messenger RNA of Trichophyton rubrum CBS 118892, 1563 nucleotides long. RefSeq names its product 2,3-bisphosphoglycerate-independent phosphoglycerate mutase. Gene Ontology annotation, biological process: glucose catabolic process. Gene Ontology annotation, cellular component: cytoplasm. Lineage: Eukaryota; Fungi; Ascomycota; Eurotiomycetes; Onygenales; Arthrodermataceae. Gene Ontology annotation, molecular function: manganese ion binding. The transcript has 4 exons. The record is from RefSeq and is a predicted model, not a curated record. The coding region runs from base 1 to 1563 and encodes 520 amino acids.